This is a messenger RNA of Anneissia japonica, 1500 nucleotides long. Its product is annotated as U1 small nuclear ribonucleoprotein C-like. Gene Ontology annotation, biological process: spliceosomal snRNP assembly; mRNA 5'-splice site recognition; mRNA splicing, via spliceosome. The transcript has 5 exons. The record is from RefSeq and is a predicted model, not a curated record. Gene Ontology annotation, cellular component: nucleus; U1 snRNP. The coding region runs from base 109 to 597 and encodes 162 amino acids. NCBI's taxonomy places the organism in Eukaryota, Metazoa, Echinodermata, Crinoidea, Comatulida, Comatulidae. Gene Ontology annotation, molecular function: pre-mRNA 5'-splice site binding; zinc ion binding.
ACGCUACUUCUUCGAUCGUACGUAACGUAUCGUCGGUCGCUGGCGGAGAAAGAUUGUGUGGAAGGAGCUCUUUCUCAUUUGUUUAGAGUGUAAAACCCUUAGUUUAAAAUGCCUAAAUACUAUUGUGAUUAUUGCGAUACAUACCUAACCCAUGAUUCACCAUCUGUUAGAAAGACACACUGUACUGGUAGAAAACACAAAGAAAAUGUAAGAAUAUAUUAUCAGAAAUGGAUGGAGGAGCAAGCGCAGAAUCUUAUUGAUAGAACAACUGCUGCAUAUCAAGCAGGUAAAAUACAACACAACCCCUUCCCAGGAGCAGCAGGUGUACCCCCUGGUGGCUCAGCUAUUCCACCACCUGCAAACUAUGCACCUGGUGGUCCAAGACCAGUUGGACCAGGUGGUCAAGUAAGGGGACCUCCACCUGGAAUGGGACCACCACCUGGAUUACUGAUGAGACCACCUGGCCCAGGCGGACCAAUGAUGCGACCAAUGGGAUCAGGACCAUUAUUAGGACCUAUGCCACCAAUGGGCCCUGGAAUGAUGCCCCCACGAAUGUUAUCAGCACCAAGAAUGCCUGUCUCAACUGAACAAAAAUGAAGUAGCGAGCAAAAGAACUUCUUUUAGCAAUUUUUGAGACUUGCAAAACUUAAUGCGUAUGUUGGUACUGGAUAAGAUGAAAUCAGUAAAGAUUCUGUCAGUUAACAAGGUCUUGAAUUCUAGAAUAAUGCUGGUGUAUUUGACCUUGGCAAGGAUUCCAGGAUAAGUUAGACAUGUACCCCCAUCAUAAACAAGUCCCUACCGUCUAACAAUUUGCAGAUAGGAAGUCAAGUUACUGUCAAUACUUUAAUCAUACAAGCAUCUUGUGCCUGCUAUGUCUAAGAAAAUUCCAUUUACCAUAUGUGAUGAAAUAAUGAGUGGACUAGGCAGCGGGUUGCAUUUCACGUCUAGGAUUUAUUGACAGAAACAGACUUUCCCAAACUUGAGAAAAGCUGGAGGUAAUUUAGACCUGUAGCGAUGUCGCUCACUUUCAACAUGACAUGUUUCUUUAGGUCAAGUGGAGAAAAAAUAGGUUCUCAUCCUUCCCCAUUUUUUGGGCCGUAGCCUUUUUAAAAAAGUUGAUAAGUCUGGUAACACUCGCUUAAUAUGAUCUAUACAGGACACAAAAUAUAAAUUACUACUAUAAUAAUUAAUAAAUUUUUACUUGGCCUUACUGUACCUCUCAAAUGAGCAUCUUGUUGGUUGAUUGAUAGCAUUAAGCUGUGUACAGAUUAUCAGAUUCUAUUUAGGCAUAUCACAUGUUUUUGUCAAAUCAAAUUUGAUAGUCUUGACAGGGCCUUGAGUUAGUACUACAUGGUGCUGUAGAAUAUUUCAUUAUAUUGCUUAUAUAAUGUAUACUAUAAUAAUGCAAUAAUAAUAGUAUUCAACAUACAAUGCUCAUUUCCGUUUUAAUACAUUGUGAAUGUUUUUUGUACAAAUAAAACACCUUUUGACCAAACAUGA